ACACGGACAACAGAGUGGCCGCCACAGCGGAUGCCCCUGCAGCCAUCAUCGCCCAUAGCUGCUCCGGUUUCCCUGAUCCCCGUUCCCACGCGCACCCCACCCACCACCACGCCGGAGAAGAGGGGACGGAGAAAAAGGGAAAAAUUCAAAUCGAAGUCGUCCACACCCACCGACGAAAACGCUGCGACAUCUCAAAUCCAAUCCAAUCGAAUCGAUUCGAGCCAGUGCAAACCCCCUGAUCCCCUCUCCGCCUCCUCCGAUUUGAAUCCACGCGCUUCCCCCAGCUCGAGCGCCCCCUCUCUGCGAAUCUCGGCUUGAUUUUGAGGCUAGGGUUUGGGAGGCUCCGGAUCGCGGGGCUGCGCGGAGGCUAGGGUUUGGAAUCGAGCGCCGCGGCUGCGGAUUGGGGGGUUCUGGAUCGAGCUGCUCCGCGUCGGCUUGUGAUGGUGGUGACUGGUGAGAGGAGGAAGGGGAGAGGGAGGGGGAGGGGGAAGGGGCUGCGGAGGUGGAGGUGGUGGUGAGUGAGGGUUGGCUGUUCGGUUGGGUUGGGGCUGAGGUCAAGGACAGGAGCGCCCGCCGGCCAUGGUGCGGCUUCUCGGGUUGCGGAGCCUGAGCUUCGGGCCGGAGGAGUCGCCGCGGGAGAUCACGGCGGCUGGCGGCAACGCGGCGCCGCCCGUCGGCAGCAGCGGCUGGCUCGUGCGCUUCUUCGACUCCGCCUUCUUCUGCGAGUGGAUCGCCGUCAGCUACCUCUACAAGCACGAACAUGCCGGCGUGCGCGACUACCUCUGCAACCGCAUGUACACGCUCCCGCUCCCGGGGCUCGAGGCCUACCUCUUCCAGGUCUGCUACAUGCUCAUCCACAAGCCCAGCCCGUCCCUCGAUCGCUUCGUCAUUGACACCUGCGCCAAGUCCCUCCGCAUAGCGCUCAAGGUGCACUGGCUCCUCGCCGCCGAGCUCGAGCUCGAGGACGCCGAUGAUUUGGAUGGGAUCGAUAAGGUACAGGAGCAAUGCCAGGUGGCGGCGACCGUGCAGGGAGAGUGGUCACCGCUGGUCCCGCCUGCGCCACCAUCCCCUGCUGCCAGUCCACGCAGCAAUCCCAUGCUCAGCAGGAUACGCUCUUCCAAGCAGCGGCUGUUGUCUCUUGCCUCUUCACCGUCGCUUGGCUUGAGCCCCACCGGCGGUGGGGCCAAUGUGGCUUCUGCCGAGGAUGCUGUGGGCAGCGGAGGGAAGCAGCCAGCGGUGCCGUCAUCGGAGGAUAACAAGCUGCUCAAGAGGCUGAGCAUUGGGCCAAAGGUGCGUGAUGCACUGCUCUUCAGACGGUCUGGAGAGAAGGAUGAGGAGCAGGACCGAGAUGGGUUCUUUAAGAGGCUUCUUAGGGACAGCAGAGACAGGGAGCAGGAGGAUGGGGACAGGGAAGGAUUUUUCAAAAGGUUACUUAAGGAUAGCAGGGAUAAGGAGAAUGAGGAGGAAGAAGGGGAUAAAGAUGGUUUCUUCCGCAGAUUGCUAAGGGACAGCAAAGAGGAGGACAUGGAGCUGACGCCGAGUUCAGAGGGUUUGUUGAAGCGACUCUUCCGAGAUAGGGAGGACAGGCUGGGUGUGGAUGAUGAGAAGGAAGGCUUUUUUCGCAGGAUAUUCAAGGAUAAGAAUGAGGAGAGGAGAGAAAGCAUGCAUGGAAGGCAUGUGGAUGAGGAAAGAGUGGGCAAGAGUCUAGAGGAUGAUGACAAAGAAGGUUUCUUCCGCAAGAUUUUCAAAGAUAAGAAUGAGGAGAGGAAAGAUGGAGGGCAUCAUAAGCAGGAUGAGAGGGAAAAGGUCAGUGCAAAUAUAGAAGAGGACAAGAGAGAUGGUUUUUUCCGGCAACUCUUCAAGGAGAAAAACGAUGAGAAAAAAGAAGGCAGCACGCCAAGCAAGAAAGAGGAAGAGGAGAAAGGCCAUAAGAAUGCAGAUGAUGAUAAUUUCUUCCGCAGGCUUUUCAAGGAUAAGAAUGAAGAAAAGAAGGGAGCUGCUCAUGACAGGAAUGAGGAUGACAAGUGUGAGGAAGGUGAUAAGGAAAACUUUUUUUGCAAAUUAUUCAAGGACAAGCAUGAGGAGAGGAGAAAUGAGGGGUUUGACAAAAAUGAUGAUGAUGGUAAGGGCACCAGUGGCAUUGAAGAAGAGGAUAAUUCAGAGUUCUUGUCAUUCCGUAGGUUGUUUAGAGUGCACCCAGAAGACGUUAAGGGUGGACAUAUAGAAAGUAGUCAACCCAACAAUCUCUCUGAGGGGAGCCCAGGAUCAGAGAGCUUUUUUAAGAGGCUAUUUCGAGAUAGAGAUCGUUCGCUUGAAGAUUCUGAGCUUUUUGGCUCAAAAGUAGUGAAAGAGUGGUAUUUGUUGCAGAAACACCCUGGUAGCACAGGAACCAACGAGAAGCAAAGUGGAAAACCACCUUUUCCAAACAACGCGAUAGCGGAGCUUCGAAAAGGCUCUUACUAUGCUUCGUUGGAGCUUGUAAAGUCUUUAUGUGAUACAUCUUAUGGCCUGGUAGACAUAUUUCCUAUUGAAGAUCGUAAGAUUGCUCUCCGGGAGUCUCUUAUGGAGAUCAAUUCCCAGAUUGCUUCUGCUGAGAAAAAUGGAGGAGUAUGCUUUCCAAUGGGAAAGGGCAUAUAUAGACUUGUUCAUAUACCUGAAGAUGAAUCUGUUCUUCUGAAUUCUAGGGAAAAAGCUCCUUAUCUUAUAUGUGUUGAAGUUUUAAAAGCAGAAGCACCAAGUCACUCUAAAAGAUCAUCAGAUGUGCACAAGCUGUCAAAAGGUGGGAUACCCUUGGCUAAUGGAGAUGUCCAGUUACCAAAACCACCUCCAUGGGCAUAUCCUCUGUGGAGUCGGCAUGAAACACAAAAUUAUGAAACAGACAGAAUGCUGAAGUCUACUUCUCAGGUUAUUGACCAAGCAAUGGCUCAACUCUGGGAGGCCAAAGUAAAAUUUGUAAACGUUAGUUUCUCGAUUGAGAAACUUGGUCGUUCAAGGAGCCUUGCGAUUUCUGACACGGGGCGUAGGCUGCGACAUGCUACAACAGAUUCUCAUGGUCCUGCAGGAGAUUCCCAGGCAAUUGUUGAUCAGCCUAUUGAAUGGGUGAAGGUUACUUUAUCUGCAGUUCCAGGAGUUAACAUGGACGAUGUGGAUGACAAUGAGCCCAUACGGAGGAAGGACCAUCGACGUGUCCCUAGUACAAUUGCCAUCGAGGAAGUCAAGGCUGCAGCAUUAAUAGGAGAAGCACCACCUGGCCUUCCGCUAAAAGGAGUUGGGCAGAGCACCCAAAAUUUAGAUCCUAAGGCAAUUGAUUGUGCGGAUCCUAAACCAACCGAUGCUUUGGCUGGCGAGCUUUGGGCUGUCAAGAAGGAAAGAAUACGGCGGUCUUCGGUCCAUGGAAAAUCACCUGGCUGGGACUUGCGUUCUGUUAUUGUAAAGAGUGGUGAUGACUGCCGUCAGGAACACUUGGCUGUACAGCUUGUUGCACACUUUUAUGAUAUAUAUCAGGAAGCUGGUUUACCACUUUGGCUGCGGCCUUAUGAAGUUAUUGUCACUUCUGCUUAUACAGCACUAAUUGAGACUAUUCCUGAUACGGCAUCAAUUCACUCCAUCAAAAGUAGGUUUCCCAAUAUAUCAAGUCUUCGAGACUACUAUGUAGCUAAGUAUGAAGAAAAUUCUCCAAAUUUCAAACUUGCACAGAGAAACUUUGUGGAAAGCAUGGCGGGAUAUUCGAUUCUAUGCUACUUACUCCAGGUCAAAGAUCGCCACAAUGGAAAUCUUCUUAUAGAUGAGGAAGGACAUAUUAUUCAUAUUGAUUUUGGUUUCAUGUUAUCCAACUCUCCUGGAGGGGUAAAUUUUGAGAGUGCACCAUUUAAACUGACAAGGGAGCUCCUUGAAGUGAUGGAUUCUGAUGCAGAGGGAACUCCCAGUGAGUUCUUUGACUACUUCAAGGUGCUAUGCAUUCAAUGUUUCCUAACUUGUCGGAAGCAUGCAGAGCGUAUUAUACUUCUCGUGGAAAUGUUGCAGGAUUCUGGCUUCCCAUGCUUUAAAGGUGGCCCUCGCACUAUACAAAACUUGAGGAAGAGGUUCCACUUGAGUCUCACUGAAGAGCAAUGCGUAUCCCUGGUGCUUUCGCUGAUCAGCAGCAGCAUGGAUGCUUGGCGCACUCGGCAGUAUGAUUACUACCAGAGAGUAUUGAAUGGUAUUCUAUGAUGAACCCCCACAGGAGCAACAGGCUCAUUCAGAAACCAGUUUCUUUGUAUCAUUGGGCAAACAUUGGGAUUGCAUAGGUCAGUUUGGGGCUGAUCUAUACUGGUACCCCGUCUCAAUAUCCGGGAGCGAAUCAGUAAUUGAGCACUGUGGUUUCCUGCGGUAGCGAGCUGUGGGAAAAAGAGUGGUGCCUGCAUUGUGUACUUGCAUGUUACUCCCCCCACUGACAGAGUUGAGAAGUGUAUAGUCAUCGGCAGUUAUCUAGUUUUAGUGCUUCAUACUAGGAGAUUGACGCAGCUUGGACAGGAUAUAGGAGAGGACCGAGUCAUACAUGAAGCGAAGAAGUGUAAAUUAUAGGCAUAUGGGUGAUCCGAGGGCAGCAGAUGUCAUGUCGGCACAAUUGUUGUUGUCUCGAUAUCCUGUGGCAUGCCAAUAGCACAAAAGUGGAUGUGCCUUGCUGCAUAUGUAAAUUACCAUUACUGUACAGUGCCCGUACCAUAGGAGGUUGUCGUCCAUUUGUUGGCCUUUUUCUUGCUCAGGAGGAUUUCUAUUGCUGUGGGUGUUUGAAGCUAAAUCUAGGUGAUAGCUUGUUGCCUAGCGGUAUGAUCUGUGUGUUCAAGGAAUUUUUGGGCUUUUGCAAAUUGAAAUUCUGAAUUUUAUGUUGUGGUACAUCCCAUUGCAACAGUAAUUUGUGGCAUGUGAUGAAGAAAAGCACACUCCUGGAGCAUUAAUACAGUUGUGCACAAAUUUUGUGCGACGAA
Molecule: messenger RNA, 4967 nt
Organism: Phragmites australis (common reed)
Lineage: Eukaryota; Viridiplantae; Streptophyta; Magnoliopsida; Poales; Poaceae
Product: phosphatidylinositol 4-kinase beta 1-like
Exons: 16
Coding region: 580-4209 (1209 amino acids)
Biological process (GO): phosphatidylinositol-mediated signaling; phosphatidylinositol phosphate biosynthetic process
Cellular component (GO): cytoplasm; membrane
Molecular function (GO): 1-phosphatidylinositol 4-kinase activity
Source: RefSeq, a predicted model, not a curated record